This is a messenger RNA of Trichobilharzia szidati, 184 nucleotides long. The record is from the annotation of a GenBank genome assembly. Lineage: Eukaryota; Metazoa; Platyhelminthes; Trematoda; Strigeidida; Schistosomatidae.
AAAGCAAAAUUACGCCAAAUGGGUCAAAAAUCAAAGAGAGCAACAGGAGAUGCUGAUACUUCGGAUGGAAAUCAAAGUAACCAGAGUAUCCCUACUAGUUUAAUUCCAAGAAAUAUGUCGAAAAUUAUGUUUGGUCCACUUUACACAGAUCAUGAAUAUUUGGAGGAAUUAUUAAGACAGGAAA